Metschnikowia bicuspidata var. bicuspidata NRRL YB-4993 is the source of this 327-nucleotide messenger RNA. RefSeq lists its product as uncharacterized. Gene Ontology annotation, cellular component: cytoplasm. NCBI's taxonomy places the organism in Eukaryota, Fungi, Ascomycota, Pichiomycetes, Serinales, Metschnikowiaceae. The transcript has a single exon. Gene Ontology annotation, biological process: post-chaperonin tubulin folding pathway; tubulin complex assembly. The annotation marks the transcript as partial. The record is from RefSeq and is a predicted model, not a curated record.
GAUGAAUUGCCUUGGUCCAUCCAUGCGCAAGGCCUCAAAAGCUGUCUGGUGGCCAUUCGGUGUGACGGGCCCAUAAUUCUACAUGAUGUCGAAAACCUGGUUCUUAUUUUAGAGUGUCACCAGCUCCGAAUCCACAACAUGAGAAACUGUCAAGUCUAUGCUUUGGUAGCCAACGACAGAGUCAUUAUAGAAGACAGUAGGGACUUGAUAUUUCUGGGGUUCUCUGAAGAUGCCUUGGGACCUCCAUGUUUUGUUGUUGACGACUUUGACUGGCCCACUUCUGAGACUGUCAAUCCUCAUUUUAAAAUGAAGACUUUUUCUGAUGAU